AUGCAUUUCAAGACCGUUGCCACGUCGCUCCUCGUGGCCGGAGCGGUUGCUACUCCCUUCCGCCGGCAGACUUCGAACGAGACGUACUGCGACGAGGACCUUCCUGUCCCUAAGCCUAGCACUACAAAGGCUCACUUCCCUCCCACCACCGUGCCUGUCAGCAGCAACGACACGACCACAGCGGUCAGCUCCAGCUCCAGCUCCAGCUCCGCUGCCCCUAGCUCCACUGCUCCGGCCACUAAUAUCCCCUACGGGGUUGCAAUCACCAGCUGUACUGUCGACGGCGACUUCGCUCUGACCUUUGACGACGGACCUUUCACUUACACCAGCCACGUCCUUGACCUCCUUGCGGAGGCUGGUGCCAAGGCUACUUUCUUCAUGAACGGCGAGAACUUUGGCAACAUUAACGACUUCCAGGAUGUUGUCAAGCGUAUGGACGCCGAGGGCCACCAGAUCGGUUCUCACACCUACAGCCACCCUGAUCUCGCCACUCUGGGCGAUGCCGACAUCAUCCCUGAGAUGACUUCUCUCGAGGAUGCUCUCAUCAACAUCAUCGGAAAGUACCCUACGUACAUGCGCCCUCCCUUCUUCAGCUGGAAUGACAACACCCUGUCCAUCCUCAAGGCUUUGGAGUACCACGUCAUUCACGCCGAUGUUGACUCAUUUGACUACGCCAACAACGCUCCUCUUGGCAACCUGACUAGUGUCGGUAUCUUCGAAAAGGGUGUCAACGCCGGCGGCUCCAUCGCUCUGGCCCACGAGGUUCACCAGAACACCGCCGAGUACCUUGUUCCCGAGUUCCUGCGCAUCAUCAAGGAGAAGAACCUGAGAGCUGUCACUGUCGGUGAGUGCCUUGGCGACCCCGAGGCCAACUGGUACAAGACCAAGCGCACUUCGACCCCCACCGCCACCGCUUCCAGAAUCGUUGUCUCCAUUACCAGCACCGCUACCCCCACAGGUGUGAUCGGUCCUGACGGUGCCUGCGGUGGCUCUGAGGGUUACGUCUGCCAGGCCGGUGCUUGCUGCAGUGAGUAUGGAUUCUGCGGUACUUCCCAGGCCUACUGCAGUACCGGCUGCCAGCCCCUCUUUGGUGUCUGCGGUGUCGCUGGCCCCGUUGCAUCUGGCGGCGAUGUUACCAGCGCUCCUGCUGCCACCCAGACCGCCGCCCCCGGUGGCAUCAGCCCUGACAGCUCUUGCGGUGGCGCCAACGGCUACACCUGCCCUGGUUCCACUUGCUGCAGCGAGUAUGGCUUCUGCGGCGACACCACCGCUCACUGCGGUACUGGCUGCCAGCCCCUUUUCGGCACAUGCGCUUAA
This is a messenger RNA of Colletotrichum spaethianum, 1317 nucleotides long. Its product is annotated as chitin deacetylase ARB_04768. Gene Ontology annotation, molecular function: hydrolase activity, acting on carbon-nitrogen (but not peptide) bonds; chitin binding. Bases 1 to 1317 code for a protein of 438 amino acids. NCBI's taxonomy places the organism in Eukaryota, Fungi, Ascomycota, Sordariomycetes, Glomerellales, Glomerellaceae. The record is from RefSeq and is a predicted model, not a curated record. Gene Ontology annotation, biological process: carbohydrate metabolic process. The transcript has 3 exons.